GGGCCCGGCCCUUCCUCCCCCGCGUCCGAAGCUCCGGGUGGCCGCGGCCGAGCCGGGAGCCGAGCGCGCUGGGCGCGGCUGUCCCGCCACCGCCGCCUCCGAGCCCCGAGUGCGCCCGCGGCCAUGGUCCCCGCGGCGGCGCCGGGCGCCUGAGCCCCGGGACGCGAGCGCUGGAGGCGGGCGGCCGGCGGUGCGGGCGCGACGGAGAGGCCGCCAGAAGGUGAGCGCCGUGGGCUAUGGGAUGGAUGAGGUGGAGCAGGACCAGCAUGAGGCCCGACUCAAGGAGCUGUUUGACAGUUUUGACACGACAGGCACCGGGUCCUUGGGACAGGAGGAACUCACCGACCUUUGCCACAUGUUGAGCUUGGAGGAGGUGGCCCCAGUGCUCCAGGAGACGCUGCUUCAGGACAACCUCUUGGGCAGGGUGCAUUUUGACCAAUUUAAAGAAGCAUUAAUACUUAUCUUGUCUAGAACUCUGUCAAAUGAAGAACACUUUCAAGAAUCAGCAUCUGUGGGUGUCAGCUGCCAACAAGUAGCUCGGGUGUCUGGGCCGCUCCUGAAUACUCACAGGCUGACACACUCUCUCCUGAUGAAAGACUGUUCACUAGAAGCUCAGCCCAAAUAUGUUAAAGGUGGGAAGCGUUACGGACGAAGGUCCUUGCCUGAGUUUCAAGAAUCCGUGGAAGAGUUUGCAGAGAUUGAGCCACUAGAUGAAGAAGCACGGCCUUCACACACCCCAGCCAGUGACCGCCACGAGCACUGGAAGACACAGCGCAGUGAAGAGUAUGAAGCGGAAGGCCAGUUAAGAUUUUGGAACCCAGAUGACUUGAAUGCCUCACAGAGUGGGUCUUCUGCUCCCCAAGACUGGAUAGAAGAGAAACUGCAGGAGGUUUGUGAAGAUCUGGGGAUCACCCGUGAUGGUCACCUGAACCGAAAGAAGCUGGUCUCCAUCUGUGAGCAGUAUGGCCUGCAGAAUAUCGAUGGAGAGAUGCUUGAGGAAGUCUUCCAUAAUCUUGAUCCUGAUGGUACAAUGAGCGUAGAAGAUUUUUUCUAUGGCUUAUUCAAAAAUGGAAAAUCCCUCACACCAUCAGCAUCUACUCCAUAUAGACAGUUGAAAAGGCACCUCUCCAUGCAGUCCUUCGAUGAGAGUGGACGACGUACCACAACCCCAUCAGCAAUGACAAGUACCAUUGGCUUUCGGGUCUUCUCCUGCCUGGAUGAUGGGAUGGGCUAUGCAUCAGUGGAGAAAAUACUCGACUCCUGGCAGGAAGAGGGCAUUGAGAACAGCCAGGAGAUCCUGAAGGCCUUGGAUUUCAGCCUUGAUGGGAAUGUCAACCUGACAGAAUUGACACUGGCUCUUGAAAAUGAACUUUUGGUCACCAAGAAUGGCAUUCACCAGGCAGCUCUGGCCAGCUUUAAGGCUGAGAUCCGGCAUUUGCUGGAGCGAGUUGAUCAAGUGGUCAGAGAGAAAGAGAAGCUACGGUCAGAUCUGGACAAAGCUGAGAAGCUCAAGUCUCUAAUGGCUUCCGAGGUGGAUGAUCACCAUGCGGCCAUCGAGCGGCGCAAUGAGUACAACCUCAGGAAACUGGAUGAAGAGUACAAGGAGCGAAUAGCAGCCUUAAAGAAUGAACUCCGAAAGGAGAGAGAACAGAUCCUGCAACAGGUGGGCAAGCAGCGCUUGGAACUUGAGCAGGAAAUUGAAAAGGCAAAAACAGAAGAGAACUACAUCCGGGACCGCCUUGCCUUCUCUUUAAAGGAAAACAGUCGUCUAGAAAAUGAGCUUCUGGAAAAUGCAGAGAAGUUGGCAGAGUAUGAGAAUCUGACAAAUAGACUUCAGCGAAAUUUGGAAAAUGUGUUAGCAGAAAAGUUUGGUGACCUUGAUCCUAGCAGUGCUGAAUUCUUUCUGCAAGAGGAGAGGCUGACACAGAUGAGAAACGAAUAUGAGCAGCAGUGCAGGGUAUUACAAGACCAAGUGGAUGAACUCCAGUCUGAGCUGGAGGAAUUUCGCACACAAGGCAAAGUGUUGAGACUUCCCUUAAAGAACUCAGUGUCAGAAGAACUUGAGGUUAACAGUGGUUGCAUUGAGCCUGACCAGGGGCUUGGUUCUGAAGAAUGCAAUCCAUUGACUAUGAGCAUCGAGGCGGAGCUGGUCAUUGAGCAGAUGAAAGAACAACAUCACAGGGACUUAUGUCGCUUAAGACUGGAGCUUGAAGAUAAAGUGCACCAUUAUGAAAAGCAGCUAGAUGAAACCAAGGUCACCUGUGAAAAGGAGCAAGACAGCAUGAAGCAAAAGUACGAGAAUGAGGUCCGCGUCUUGGAAAAACAACUAAGUGACCUUAAAAAUGAAACUGCAGAACUUCGGGGCCAGGCAGUGGUGCUCAAGGAAGCACAACAUACAACUCUCUGCAGACACGAGGAGGAGAAAAAAGAACUGCAAAUGAGGUGGGAUGAGGAAAAGGCUCACCUGCGGGAGAAGCUGAGGCUGGAACACGAGAUGGAACUCAAGGCUCGCCUGGAGCAGGCGGAGGACAGCUUUACCCGGGAGAGGGAAGGACUCCUUCGGAAUGGCGCCUGGACAGAAGAGAAGGUGAGAGGCUUGACUCAGGAACUCGAGCAGCUUCACCAGGAUCAGCUGAAAAGCCUGAUGGAGAAGCACGCUCUUGAGAAGGAGGAGUUGCAAAAAGAGCUCUUGGAAAAGCACCAAAGGGAACUUCAAGAGGGAAGGGAAAAAAUGGAAACUGAGUGUAAUAGAAGAACCUCUCAGAUAGAAGCCCAGUCUCAGGCUGAUUGUCAGAAGGUCACCGAGAGGUGUGAAAGCGCUCUGCGGAGCCUGGAGGGGCGCUACCGCCAAGAGCUGCAGGAGCUUGUGGAACAGCAGCUGGAGGAGAGAUCCCAGUGGGAGUUUGAGAAGGACGAGCUCGCCCAGGAGUGUGCCGAAGCCCAGGAGCAGCUCAAAGAGACUCUGCAAAGAGAGAAAGCAACAUCUCUGGUCCUGACCCAGGAGAGAGAGAUGCUGGAGAAAACGUACAAGGAACAUUUGAGUAGUAUGGUCGUUGAAAGAGAGCAGCUGCUCAGAGACCUGGAAGAUCUAAGAAACGUGUCUGAAAGUCAACAGAGCCUGCUGUCCGACCAGAUACUUGAGCUGAAGAGCGGUCGUGACAGAGGUCCGAAGGACGGGGAGCAGGUCCCGUGCCAGGUGGGCGCCUCAGAGCAGCAGGCCAGCCAGCAGCUUGAGAAGCUGGAAAUGGAACGUGACCGGGAGAGGCAGGAAAUGAUGGCCAAGCUUCAGGCCAUGGAGAGUGUCCACAGGGUGACCUGUGAGAAGGCAGAUCAGGAGAGGGCCCAGAUGAGCACAGAAAUCUCCAGGCUGCAGAAUAAAAUCAAGCAAAUGCAGCAGGUGGCAUCUCCUUUCUCCAGGAGAGAGAGUGGCUGCUGGGCAGCAGGAGGCGAGGACGCAGAAGGAAGUGGAGCCAUGUCCCUGCUCCAGCAAGGAAAGCAGUUGUUGGAAGAGAAUGGAGAUGUUCUCUUGAGCCUGCAGAGAGCUCAUGAGCGAGCAGUGAAGGAAAAUGUGAAAAUGGCCACUGAAAUUUCGAGAUUGCAACAGAAGCUACAGAAAUUAGAGCCAGGGUCGGUGAUGUCUUCUUGUUUAGACGAGCCAACUACUGGAUUCUUUGGAAAUUCUGUGGAACGGACAGAGCCAUUUUUACUGCAAAAUCAAAUGAAGCAAGUAGAAGGUGUAGCCACACGGUGCGCCCUAAGUGACCUACAAGACGACGAGGCCCGGGAUCUGGGAAGUACAGGGACGAGCUCAGCUCAGAGACAGGAGGUCAAGACAGAGGAGUCUGAAGCAUCAAUAGAGAGUUUUUCCGAGCUCGAGAAUAGUGAAGAGACCAGGACCGAGACCUGGGACCUGAAGAAUCAGAUUUGUCAGCUUCAGGAACAGCUAAUGAUCUUGCGUGCAGACUGCAGUCGAGCUUCUGAAAAGAAACAGGACCUACUUUUUGACGUUUCUGUGCUAAAAAAGAAACUGAAGAUGCUUGAGAGAAUCCCCGAGGCUUCCCCCAAGUAUAAAUUGUUAUAUGAAGAUGCCAGCAGAGAAAAUGACUGUCUUCAGGAAGAGCUGAGAGUGAUGGAGAUGCGCUAUGACGAAGCCCUAGAAAAUAACAAAGACCUCACUUCGGAAGUUUUCAAAUUGCAGGAUGAGCUAAAGAAAGUUGAAGAGGUGACUGAAACCUUCCUUAGCCUGGAAAAGAGUUACGAUGAGGUCAAGAGAGAAAACGAGGAACUGCAUGUUCUGGUUUUGAGGCUUCAAGGCAAGAUCGAGAGGCUCCAGGAAAGAGCGGUGCUGCGCUGUGACUGCUUCUCCUUAUGGGAAGCCCAUUUAGAUAACCGGGAAGUCCAACCUGACGAGAAGGUGCUCGGACGACAUCAGACAUGGGAAGAGCGUGUGCCCGCGGUGACAAGUGUCCAUCAUAUUCUAGAAGAACAUUAUCAAGAAAACCAGGACCUCGAGCAGCAGAAUGCACAGCCCGUGGGAGAAGUAAAAGCGAGUGAAAUUGCCUGGCUUCACAGAACAAUCCGGACACGUCGAGAGAAGCCCAGAGUACAGAACCAAGUUCUGCUGGAGGAAGACACCGCUCUGCCGGGCCUUCAAGACGGACAUCUUCAGCGUCAGGCCACCAUAGUGGAGUUGGAACUGGAGAAGAAGAAGCUGCAGGAGCUGACUAGAAAGCUGAGGGAGAGAGUCACUACUUUAGUUAAGCAGAAAGAUGGACCUUCUCAAGGAGAAAAUGAGGAAGAACUAAAGGCGAUGAUGCAUGACUUGCAAAUCACGUGCAGUGAGAUGCAACAGAAAGUUGAACUUCUGAGAUGUGAAUCUGAGAAGCUUCAAGAAGAAAAUUCUAUUUUGAGAAGUGAAAUUACUACUUUAAAUGAAGAAGAUAGCAUUUCUAACCUGAAAUUAGGGAAAUUAAAUGGAUCUCAGGAAGAAAUGUGGCAAAAAAUAGAAAGUGUAAAACAGGAAAAAGCUGCAGUUCAGAAGAUGGUUGAAAAUUUAAAGAAACAGAUUUCAGAAUUAAAAACCCAAAACCAACAAUUGGAUUUGGAAAAUACCGAACUUAGCCAAAAGAACUCUCAAAAUGAGAAAGAACUGCAAGAACUUAAUCAACGUCUGGCAGAAAUGCUACGCCAGAAGGAUAAAGAGCCAGGGCGCAGUACAUUGGAGGAAUGGAAACAAGAAAAGUCUAAUCUGAAGGAAGAACUGGAACAGUGUAAAGUGCAGUCCUCCACUUUAGUGUCUUCUCUGGAGGCAGAACUGUCUGAAGUGAAAAUACAGACUCAUAUUGUGGAACAGGAGAACCUCCUUCUCAAAGAUGAACUGGAGAAAAUGAAACAACUGCACAGAUGUCCUGAUCUUGGUGACUUCCAGCAAAAACUUGCUAGUGUUCUCAGCUACAAUGAAAAACUGCUGGAAGAAAAGGAGGCUCUCAGUGAAGAACUAAAGAGCUGUGUGGAUAAGUUGGCAAAAUCAAGUCUUUUAGAGCACAGAAUUGCCACUAUGAAGCAAGAACAGAAAUCUUGGGAACACCAGAGUGAAACCUUAAAGUCGCAACUAGAGGCUUCACAGGAAAAGGUUCAGAGUUUAGAAGACACCCUACAGAAUGUGAACCUGCAAAUGUCCCUGAUUAAAUCUGACCUACGAGUGACUCAGCAGGAAAAGGAGGCUUUGAAACAAGAAGUGACGUCUUUAUAUAAACAACUUCAGAAUGCUGGUGACAAGAACUGGGCCCCAGAAAUAGCCACCUUCCAUAACCAGCAGCAAAGGCCUUCUUGGGACCAGAUGGAUCAUCUGAUGAAGGAGGAACAACAGCUGCUUUGGCAAGAGAACGAGAGACUCCAAACUGUGGUGCGGAACACCAAAGCGGAACUCACGCACUCACGGGACAAGGUCCGUCAACUGGAAUCAAACCUUCUUCCCCCUAAGCACCAAAAACAUCUAAACUCAUCGGGUACGGUGAGGCCUACAGAGCAAGAGAAGUUGAGCUUAAAGAGAGAGUGUGAACAAUUUCAAAAGGAACGAUCACCUACUAAUAGGAAGCAGGUCAGUCAGAUGAAUUCCCUUGAAAGAGAGUUAGAAACAAUUCAUUUGGAAAAUGAAGGCCUGAAAAAGAAACAAGUAAAACUGGAUGAGCAGCUAAUGGAGAUGCAGCACCUGAGGUCCACUGUGAUGUUUAGCCCAUCCCCUCCCACGUGGGAUCUCCAGCUGCACCAGCAGCAAGCCUGUCCGACGGUGCCCAGGGAGCAGUUUCUGCAGCUUCAACAGCAGCUGCUGCAGGCAGAAAGGAUAAACCAGUGCCUGCAGGAGGAACUUGAAAACAGGACCUCCGAAACCAACACGCCGCAGGGAAACCAGGAACAACUGGUAACUGUCAUGGAAGAACGGAUGAUGGAAGUUGAACAGAAAUUGAAACUGGUGAAAAGGCUUCUUCAGGAUAAAGUGAAUCAGCUCAAAGAACAACUGUGCAAGAAUACUAAAGCAGAUGCGAUGGUGAAGGAUUUGUAUGUUGAAAAUGCCCAGUUGUUGAGAGCUCUGGAAAUGACUGAACAGCGACAAAAAACAGCAGAAAAGAAAAAUUACCUCCUAGAAGAGAAGAUUGCCAGCCUCAGUAAUAUAGUCAGGAAUCUGGCACCAGCACCACUGACUUCUACACCUCCCUUGAGGUCAUAGCCAAGCCAAAGGAUACACUCAUUUGUGCACUUUACUGAAAUGGAUGGAACAUUUCAGUAGGUUCUCUCAACCUUUUUUUUUUUUUUAAACCUUUACUGGUUUAAAGUUCAGCUCAACCUAAAACUGCCAGCAACAGAACUGUACUCUCCAUUCACUGUAAUUAGUUUUUCUAAAGAGACUCUAAUGGAAGCUGCAAAUAGUCACAUAUUUCACUGUUUAAAUUAUUCCCCAGUUUUGAAUUUUAAAGACAUACCCUGAUAGCCACCAAAAAGGUGGGUAUAUGAACACAAUGCAAGAAUCUUAAAACCCCCAGUUGUGAAUAAGUUAAAAGACAAAACAAAACAAUAUUAUGUACAAAUGUUUGUGUAAAUUCCAGGUAUUUUAAGUUUUAGAUCUGAUGAGUUUGUUUUGAUCUUUAUUUGAAAACCAAAUGUCUGUCUUCUUACACAUUUAAAUAUGGAGAAGUCAUUCUGUUUCCAAUAAUUUUGGCUCUUUAGUGAGAGACCCUGAGCUCAAUAACCACGGAGGACAGAAGAGCCAGAGCCCAUGUACUUGACCUUCUAACACCUAUGGCAGUAUUACCACUCCUGAUGGAUUAUGGAUACUAAAAACUGAUUUACUCAACUGCACUGUUAACUAAGGUUAAAACUGUACUUGCUUUAAAAAACCCAACUGUCUUUAAGCAUUUUUUUUCCUUCUGACAAGUUUCAUUUGGGGAGCUUAUCUUCUAAGAAAUGGAUAAAGCCACAUUCUUAUAGCAUUUGAGCUAUAAGGAAAGCACUGAACACAAACCACUUUCAACAGUUACUCUUAGAAGAGAGUUAAGCAAACCAUGUGGUUUUCUCUCUCUCUACAGUCUUGGAGUUCAUCAACUUACUUUUAGGGUUGCUUCAAGAACUCAGGGAACAAUAUUUUAAAUGGUCUUCCUGAAACACUGUAGGGCCUCUUUAAGAAUCUGAAAUGCAUAAGCCAUGUGACCUUAUUUGUCUUAGAUUUAGAGCCAUAGGAUUUUUAGUUUUACAUUUUUACUGAAUUUACUCUUUUGGAAAAAACAUUGAUUUUAGCAUUAAAAACCUAACUUGAAGUUAUUAUUUGUUUAACAGAGGAAUAGGAAGUAUGGAAAUUUUAACCUAACACCUCAAAUCUGAUCAUAAGAAUUUCUUAACUCUGAUAAGCACUGGCAUGCAUUCUGAGGUAAAGGAAUGCCAAAUAGGAUUUUCCAUUCAGUCGCAAGACCAGAACUUUCUAGAACAGUCAACAUUUUAGAAUAGGUAACUUUUAUUUUCCCCAAAUAAAAUCUUUGCUUCUAGCCCACUUCAGCUAGUCAGGCAUUGGUGGAGGACUUACUAUGUGUAAGACACUAACAAAGCUCAUCUUAACUAGCUAUUUGUUUUUGUAGGACAGCAAUUAGAUGAGAAAAAUUCACUCUGAUACAUUCCUGGAAGGCCAAGCCCAUCAAUUUACAAGACAAAUAACAGCAAAAUCACAUACUGCUUUAUGGGCAGCAACAAAAGAUGAUGCAAACCGCCUAAGAGGUCAUAUAGAGUUAACAAAAUCUUUGGGCACCUGGGUGGCUCAGUGGGUUAAGCAUCCAACUCUUGAUCUUGACUCAGGUCAUGAUCUCACAGUUCAUGGGAUGGAGCCCCUCGUGGGGCUCUGCCCUGACAGCAUGGGCCUGCUUGGGAUUCUUCCCCUCUCUCUGCCCUUCCCCGACUUGUGCGCGCAAGCACUCGCGCUCUAAUAAACAAAAAAAAUUUUUUAACAAAAUUUGCAUCAAGCAACUUUAGAUAGGUUUGUGGCCUAACCAUCUAUUAGUCCCACCUGACAACCUACUGCCAGCACCGGAGUCCUCACUACCAGAGCUCUGACAAGGCAUGGCCAUUUGUGGGACUGGAAUUCACAUUCAUGAAACAGACCUUUUCAUGUCUGGACAGCUCUUAUCAGAAAGUCAUGAAUACCCCCCUGGAAAAAUAACUAAUUUUAAUUCUUCCCUUUAGUUAUCCUUCAAAACAUUUGAUGUCUGCUAUCACGCCUUCCUUAAUCUUUCUUCCCCAGUACAAACAUUACUAGUAACCCCAACUACUUGUAUGGCAUAGGCUUUAACAGAGAAUCUUUUUCACUGAAAUCUGUGGAUAGACCUAGACUACUAAGGUCAUAAAUAAACUAUGCAUCUGUGGUAUAUUUAUGUAAUAUGAUUCAAGUUAAGGUUACUGCUAUCAAAACUGAACAAGCAAAUUACUCAAAUUACGGCUUUAGCAUAUGAUCACAUGUGUUGUAUUUUUUACGUUAUGAAAAGCAUAGGUUAAUUUCUCAUCAAUGUGUAUUUACAUGUAUAUAAAAUGCUGUACAAUGCAUGUAAAUAGGACUUUCUGGAAAGUUUUAGAAAACAUUCAGAAUCCCCUUUAUCCAAAAAUCAAAAUGCUGCUCAAAUGAAAGUUGACUCAGUCAAUAUCUAGGUGCUUAUUCAUUUCUUGCUUUACUGCACUUAUAAAAUUGCAAGACCAACAUGAGAAAUAGGUACCUUAAAUUUUCACAUUUGUGCAGUUUAUUUUUGUAGACUAGAGUGGGAAUUUAGCUGGCAAUUUAUAAUAGCACGUUAUUUUAUAGGCAUUUAGCCACUUGUUUAUUAAAAGCACUGGUUAAACUUUCUUUGUAUUUCUGAACAGUUAUUUAUGUUAGUUUCAGAAGAUGGAAUCUUCAUUUCAAGGAAAGAAAAUCAGGUUUGCCUUUGUGAUAUGUUAACUGAGACGAAAAUGUGUGUAACAAAGCCUACAUUGUUCUAUUUUUGCUUUCUUAUGCUUCUUAGAGCCUGAACUCUUAAGCUCAAGUUGUGAGGGGAGAAAAGUAGAGAGGGAGGGGUAGAACUGAUCACAGUAUUUUAUUUUUCUAAAACUCUUUUAAAACCCAGAUUUUAAAAACUAUUUUAAAUGUGAAUCCUUCCCAGGAGCUUCAAAUGCAUUGCUUAUGUAUUUAAUCUCAAGCAUAUUUUACAUAAAUAGAUCACAAAAUCAUGAGUUUUUAGGGUAUCAAAGGAGGUCUUACAGGUCUAGUGUUUCAAUAAUGUACAAAUACCCAGGUCAGGUAUUGUUAUGAUGAACUUUUUUUUUGCUGGAAGAAUGAAUAAAAAGUCUACUUUAUGGUCAACUUUGACAUGUAGGAAUGAUUUUUUGUGGGUUUUUUUCUUGAGUGAAGAAAAAAAAAAAAAAGAAAUGUGUUGUUUUUGUCAGCAUCUUAAAAGGUAUUCCCAAUCCAGGCACGACUAAGUGCUUUGUAAGAGUAUUGAGCAAGUCUUGUUUUGAAUGGAUUACCUAUAAUGACUCAGUGGAAUGAGAGACAAUUUCGGCCAAAAGCCAAGUCAAAACCUAAUAACCAAAGUAUUCCAUAUUUAAAACUUAUUAUAUCAUGUUAGGGCCUAUUUGAACAUCUCAUAGACUAAAACAGAAAACACUGCAUGGCAUAUGGAUAGCUGUUUAAUAAUAAAAGUUAGCUCUUUAUUUCUCAGCUUUUUUGAAUGAUUUAACAUGAGAAGACACUUUCACACCAUGAUUUAAGGGAACACUGGUUUUGUGGAGGAAAAAAAAAACAAGUUCAUCAAAAGCCAUCCACAGGAUAACUUUUUGAAAUAAAAUUGUGUAUGUGUUGAUAUCAACUUUGUAUAUUUCAUCUUAGCCAUUCUAUCUUAGGAAGGUUUUAAUGUGAGCUUAAGAUGUAAAUAAAUAAUUUUGCAAACAUG
Acinonyx jubatus (cheetah) is the source of this 10460-nucleotide messenger RNA. RefSeq names its product ninein (gene NIN). Gene Ontology annotation, cellular component: centrosome; ciliary transition fiber; centriole. Bases 242 to 6727 code for a protein of 2161 amino acids. Gene Ontology annotation, biological process: centrosome-templated microtubule nucleation; microtubule anchoring at centrosome; centrosome localization. Gene Ontology annotation, molecular function: calcium ion binding. The transcript is spliced from 32 exons. Lineage: Eukaryota; Metazoa; Chordata; Mammalia; Carnivora; Felidae. The record is from RefSeq and is a predicted model, not a curated record.